CUUUCUAUCUCGCGCCUUCGCCUCGGAGCAGUCCAUCUUGGCUCUCGCAUCGCUGCAGUCUCCCUCUGCCCGCGCGCCGUCCGUGUUGUUGUAGUAAAUAAUGGCGGCAUCAGGAGGCGGAUUAUCAUCUCCCGCUGCCGUCGCGGGCCUCAGCACCCCGGCACCGGCCCGGGCUCGCUUCCCGGGUCGGCCGUGCUCGGCUCGCAGCAGGCUGCGGUCGGAGAAACGCACCAGACGCGGAAGGUUGGGCUCGGACGAGGGCGAGCUGGCUGCCGUAGGGCCGAGGCCCGUCAACAUCGGCCUGGCGUUGAGCGAGGACCCGUCCCUGCUUCGCCUGCUCGGGGUGACGGAAAAGCACAGUCGGCAGAGAGAUGCGGGCUUCGACUCCAGCAGCAGCGAGGAGGAGGAAGAUUUCACUGGAUUUGGGACCACAACAGUUCGUCCACAGAAACCUUCUGGCACUUUACCACAGUCGUCAUCCAGCCAAGCAAAAUCUCCCCAAGCUUCAGACCGUUCGCCAGAAGCAAAGCCUCUUAUUGGAAAAAUUAUGCCUAAGACCCCAAAACCAGCUCUAAUUGGGAAAAUUGUUCCAAGAGUUCCUAAAGAAGACCAGGGUGGCAAAGAAAUACCAAAGGUGGUAAUUAAACUGCACGGCAAGCAGGUAGCUCUCCCUGCAAAAGCCAAACAAGCAGACAACCAGGCCUCAGGUACACAGAGCAGCGCAACGUCAGCUGACAUUAUCAGGAAAGCAGAAGAAACAGCAGAUUCACACAGCACGCAAAACCAAACCGCCGCUACCUCAGCUGGUGGCACCAAGGAAGAUAAGAACACGAGAACGCAGACAGCAGGUAAGGGCCUAGAAAAACCUGAACGAAGGGUCAAAGAAGAAGGCGAGGUGUCAGAGGGCUCAGACACAGACCAGUCCCAGACACAGAGAUCUGUGAAAGGCAUAAAGGGUUUUCGAAUUGGGAACGCCAGGCGCACAUCCCAAGCAGUCGCUCUGUCGUUUCACAAACGACAGAGGAAGAGAAUAGCGAAAGGCAUGGGUGCCUCUCCAGAGGCUGGAGCUGAGGCUGGUGCUCAGAGCGGAGAAGAGGCAGCGAUGCCUCUUGAGUGUAAAGCCGCAGAUACUUCUGAAAAAAGAGUGCGGAAAAAACAUCAGCGCAGAUCUUUGUUUGGGCACAAGCGGAAGCAAUCAAAAAACGCUCCAACUGUCAAACGUCCAAAACUUGGUCGUAUUCGCACAAGGCGUGUUUUUUACACUUACGUACCAGAACCCAUUCCAGCCCCAGAGACGGAUGGAAAUGAGCCGCAGAUCGAAGAUCAGAAUAUUGCUCUAUCAGAGGGUGAACCCAGGUCAUUUUCCGAGCAGAGCUCCAACAACUCCUCCACCCCUGUAAUGAGCGCACGGUCGUCCCGCGUUAUUAAAGCUCCAAAGAGGUUCUUGGACGAGGAAAUGAUCCCCUUUCCAAAGGGCUCCCUGUCAACAUGGCUCAAAAGUCAACAGAGAGAGGACGGAAAACCGAGCCCAUCGCUUCACGAGUCAGGCUACGAUGGCAACUUGCUGCAGUCAGACAGUGACUCCAUAUCUGUGUUUGACAGCCCUUCUGCUGUGACGAAAAUGUCGUCGAAGCCCAGUCCAGGCACGAGCCACCUGGAGAUCUACAAGAACCUCAAGAAGCUGACCUUAAAGCUGGCCGAGAAAAAGAAAGGGCAAUCUGACAUUCAGGAGGAAUACACAGAUCAAGGCGACAGUCUGGCUUCUCACAGCAAGAAGAGACGGAAGUCCAAGAUCAUGAUGGAAGAGCUGGAUUCUCCAGGUGUUGUGAGGAAACUAGCCGUGGUGGUAAACACUGAUGUGGAGACGCCGUUGCAGGUGCCACCAGAAGACACAGACAAGAAGAACGAAGCAGAAAUCGUGACUGAGGAGAAUCGCGAGGCGUUGGAAGUCAGCGGGCCCAGCCAUCGAAUUGGUCUCAGCGGAGCCAAUAAGAGGAUGCUGCACCUGCUGAAGAAAGCCAAAGUCCAGCUCAUCAAGAUCGAUCAGCAGAAGCAGCUCAAGUUGUCACAGCUGGGUACUAGAGAAACAUGCGUGCCAGUGGCUGGAAGGAGGAGGAGAGUCGGCUUGUCUCCCAAAGAAGUUAGUCCUCAGGAGCAGCCGCUUGGCGGUCCGAGGAUCAAGCAUGUGUGUCGGGCAGCAGCAGUGGCUCUGGGGCAGCCUCGCGCCAUGGUGCCGGAUGACAUUCCCAGACUCAGCGCUCUGCCGCUUCAUGAGAGAGAGGGCAUCACCUGCUCUCCUGCAGCCGAAGAUGUGGCAGAUGAUGACGAUGACAUCUCUGAUAAAGGCAGGGCCCAGUGGAUUGUCUCUCAGGAAAACAUCCAGCGCAGGAGGAGAGGGAGGGGGCGGAGCCACAGGUUCAGAAAGAGGAAGGCGCUGAGUCGGUAUGCACCCGGAGGAGUCCGUUCCCGGCGCUGCGGACACUGCAAAGGCUGUCUGGUGGAAGAGGACUGUGCAAAGUGUAUUAACUGCCUGGAUAAGCCCAAGUUCGGCGGGCCCAACACCAAACGUCAAUGCUGCAUAUAUAAAAGGUGUGAGCGGAUUGAAAAAGCGAAGCUCGAGCGCAUUAUCAGACCGUUGAAAGUCCAUGCGAGGCGCUUGUCAGGCUCCGUGUCAAGCAGCGAUGACACGAACUGGAAGUAUGGCGGCGAAGGAUCGUCCUCGAUGGCACUCGGAGUCAGAAAACAGUCCCUGCGUAACAUCACACCGCGCUCCUACAGCAGCCUACUUAAAUCUGAAUCUGAAGAUGAGGAGGAGGAGGAGGAAGCGGAGGAGGAAGAACAACAGGAAGACAAGGCAGAUAAAUCAACAGUCAAGCCAAAUGUAGCCACUGCUUGCAACCAAGAAGUUGCUGCUCAAGAUGGUGGGUUGCUGCCAGACGACACGCCGACCGAGGCGGUGAAGAAUCGUCGGCCGUUCUCCAGAGGAGCUGGCAGCAGACCAAGACCUUACAAGGCACAGGAGAGCACUGAGGAGAUGGAGUCCAGAGAAACUUACCCAGAACCCAGACCGUCCAGGAGCCCAAUGCCGAAGCUGCAGCGGCAGCUACAAAUACACUUAUACCGUCUGCCUGAUUUUAUCCUGCAGUCUGCUCUGUCGCCCCAGUGUGUGGAUAUUUUAGCCUCGCAUCCACUGUUGUCCCAGCUUGUAACCCAGCCCGCUAUUUCACAUUCACCUGAAAUAAACUGUCCUCCAAAUUUGUCCCAGCCUGAAACGCAUCCUGCUUCUCCACUUACACCUCAUCCCAUAACAGACUCUCAACAGAAAUCUCUGCUGUUACGUUUGCAACGUUUGCCUCGGUCUGUGGUGCAAACAGCCUUGCAUUUGCACAAACCUGAAUCAUCAUCACCAUCACCACCACCACCACCAUCAUCAUCAUCAUCAUCACCUCCUCAACAGCAUCCACAGUCCACACUGCACUCAGCCCUGACAGACAGUUCAUCACAGUUGUGUUCUCAGGGACUACCAGAGUCUGAGGUGCAUCACCCAGACGUUUGGAUGGAGACAAACAGAGAUAGCACAAAGAAAACUGUGCACACAAUUGUGCCAGGGCUUCCUGAGACUGUCAAUCCAGGCAGAGAGUUACAGGAGGGCGCGCAAGAGGAGGAGCGGGAGGACCGACGGGAGGAGCAGCCUGAGGAGGACAAGGAGGACUCUUCAGUAACAGAGACAGUGCUGCAAAACUGUCCAACAACUGACCCACAAUAUGUCCUUCGUUCCCAGAAUCCAGCAGAGUGUACGUCAGUGAACACCCUGACGGGUUUAACUAACGGAUUUCCCCAAAAGGGCCUGUUGCAGAACAAGUACAAGAUCCGUGUAGACUUUAAGGAGGACUGUGCUGUCCAGAACGUAUGGCUGAUGGGUGGCCUCAGCGUUCUCACCUCCGUUCCAACCACUCCGCAGCCCGUCUGUCUGCUCUGCGCCAGUAAAGGCAGACAUGAGAUGAUAUUCUGCCAGAUCUGCUGUGAGCCUUUCCACAAUUUCUGCCUCUCGCCUGAGGAGCGCCCCCUGAUUGAAAACAAGGAGAACUGGUGUUGCAGGCGCUGCAAGUUCUGCAACGUGUGUGGCCGUAGAAGCAAAAGCACAAAGCCUGUGUUGCAGUGCAGAAGAUGCCAAACCUCUUACCACCCUUCUUGCUUGGGACCAACAUACCCGAAACCUAUGAACUGCAGCAUGCCCUGGGUGUGCAUGACGUGCAUACGGUGUAAAAGUUGCGGCGUGACUCCUGGAAAGACGCUGGACUUGGCCUGGAACCACGAGCAGGACCUCUGCCCCGACUGCUCCUCUCUUCACAACAAAGGGAAUUUCUGCACCGUCUGCCACAAAUGUUACGAGGACAGCAGCAGCCAACCGUCACAGAUGAUUCGGUGUUCAGAGUGCAGCCACUGGAUUCAUUACAGCUGUGAAGGACUUUCAGAGGAGCUUUUUGGGCUUCUGUCAAGUCAGCCAGAGAAAGCGGAUUUCACCUGUUCGACCUGCAGCCGGCACCGAGCCGAGCGCAGCAGCUUGAAAGAGGGGCUGCAGAGCAGACUGACGGCCGGGCUGGAGGAGGUGCUCAUCGACCUCCUCUGUUCCAACAGCACCCGACACCUCGUUAUCUGUAAAGCGUGUCAGGAACCCACACAGUUUUUCAAGGGACAGCAACCGGUCUGUGAUCUGCAAGCUGUUGAGAAGAAGUUCAAAAGGGGCGGUUACACCUCAGUCAAAGCCUUUCAUGCGGAUAUCACGUUUGUAAUGAGGCAACGCCUAAAGGAAGAGGAGCUUCUCCCCGAGGAUCAGAGACCGACCAUUCAGUCCAGAGUGCACUAUGACAGAGUGAUGAUGCAAGUUUUCAGUUGGUUUCCUGCACACUACCUAAAGAAGUGGAACUCCUUCUCUGAAGAAUUCCCGAGCGGCAUGCUUCCUGAGGCGGUUCUCCCACCAUCUAAGGAGCACAGUUAUGCACAGUGGCUGGAGAGGACAUACCAGGCCAAGGAGCGCAGGGGCCCACAGACGGGGAAAACUGAGUCUCUGCUGCCCUCAGUCACCGCACAGCAGCCUGGUGCAUCGCACAGCCUCCCUCUGUAUUCAGAUGAGUCGACCAAGACUGAAGACUUGAGGCAGUGUGCCCUGUGCCAGCAAUACGGAGACUCUGUUCCCAGUGAAGCAGGACGGCUCCUGUACUUGGGGCAGAACGAGUGGGCCCAUGUCAACUGCUGUCUGUGGUCUGCAGAGGUUUAUGAGGAGAAUAGUGCUCUUCUGCAGGUGCACAGCGCUGUCUCAAGGGGGCGCCACCUGCGCUGCGAUCGUUGUGGGCAGUCAGGAGCCACGGUGGGCUGCUGUCUCGCCACCUGCCAGAGUAAUUUCCACUUCAUGUGUGGUCGAGCCCAGAACUGUGUGUUCCAGCAGGACAGGAAAGUUUACUGCUACAGACACAGGGAUCUCGUCAGUACAAAGAUCGUGUCUGGGAAAGGGUUUGAAGUCCCUCGGCGGGUAUACGUGGAUUUCGAGGGGAUCAAUCUCAGAAGAAAGUUUCUUACAGGCCUUGAGCCAGAAUCCAUAAACAUGACCAUCGGCUCUCUGCAGAUUCAGAAACUGGGUGUGUUGUCAGAGCUGUCGUCAAACGGGAGGAUGCUGUAUCCUGUUGGUUAUCAAUGUUCUCGGUUGUACUGGAGCACUGUGGACCCUCGCAGGCGCUGCAAAUACACCUGUAAGGUGACAGAAGUGAGCACACCUCUCCCUGGCGAGGAACAGGACCCGAGGUGGGACCAGGAAGAGAACCACACCAUAGUCCACAGUCCCAAACACCACAGAGAUAUGGAGUCACCGGAUCGCCUAAGCUCCUCAUCCAGCCCAAUUAAGUCCACCACCCCAUCACCCAACUCCAAAACGCACAAUACACCUGGAUCUAAGAGUCCUGGUUACACACAAACCAGGAGACCAGCAGGAGGAUCGUCUCGACCUCUCCCAUCUCCAGGAUCUGCUCCUCCCAAAUCACACCACAUCCUGACGCUGAGGGACCUGGAAGACACCCGUCGGCCUCGCAGGCUGUCGUCGAGAAGCCGCUGCAGUUCCUCGCCGACAGAGAGUGACCCGUCUGUACCAAUGACCCUCCGCUCUGGUGGCACCAUCCACUCCAGAUGUGCCCUGUUCAGCUCGCCUCCAAGAUCAUCCACCUUAGGAUCAGCUUCACCUCCUCUCUCACGACAGAACUCGACAUCUCCGGUCUGGAGCUCUCCACCUAGAUCAAACUCCAGCCUUUCUGCAGGCCUGUCACCUCGGCAGGGAGCCAUCACCCACUCGCCCAAAGGAAGGCACAACUUUAAAAUCACCACUCCAAUCUCUGCCGAGGUUCCCCAAGACUUCCUGGCGUCGUCUGAGGCAGAGGAUGCAGCCGUGGCCACAACAAACGGGAUCUCGCUCGCCCCUGAUAACCUGGAGGAGGAAGUAGCCCACCUGAUGUCCCAGGAGCUACCGUACACUGUGUUUGACACCGACACGGAUGUGGCCGUAGCUUCCAUGCUGAAUGCAAAGCUGGAGUUUGACGAGUCCCUGCUCACUGAGAACGUGGCUCUUCACUGUGGAGCACAAGGCAGCAGAGGAGAGGCGGAAGGUGUAGUGCAGGAUGUGGAAAUGCAGGACGAUAAUCAGCAGAAUGACUCUGAAGAUGAAGACUCCAGGCGAUACUUCAAGUUCUCACGCACGGUGGUUUGUGACGCAGCAAGCGGCUCGGACUCCUCAGGUCAGCUCCCGUCGGCGCAGUCCAUCUCACAGCUGGACGGGGCGGAUGGUGGCUCGGACAGCGAAGAGAGCGAGGUGGUCGACGACGAAGCUCAGGACACAGAAGAUGAAGAAGCUCAAAUUCACGCCAAUCAUAGCACACCUACUAAACAACUAACGGUUGCUCUCAAGAGGCUGGAGUCGAUGUACGACACGCAAAAGCCAAACGCUGAUGAAGAAACAACUGAACCAGAGUUUCAGGAAAGUUUUUCACCAUCUGCUUUUCUCGAAUCGGGUUAUUCGAACACUGACCUGUCGGUUCAGGGGGAAGAGGUCCUGGUGACGACUGAAACACCGGCUUCUCAAAAUGACGUGUUUUUGGAUUCAACGACAGGCCAUUUUGUUUCUGCUGAGGACGGUUCCCUAGCGUACCCGAGUAGAAGUGUGGUUGACGACAAAGACGACAGUAGCUCAUCGACUGACUCGGUAGAAGGAUUCAAAGAUGAUUUGACUGAUCCCGAUUACUCCCCAGAGCCUAAAACCAAAAGAUCUCCCACCACGCAGAUGAAAACCAUCGUAGUGAAGACGAAACAUCCCGCGUCCAACCUCAAGCGUCUGUUGCCAAAACCUUCCGGUCUUCCACACCAGCAGCCAAAACUCAAACUGCCUUUACCUCCUCGACACCAGACCGCAAAUAACGUGCCUGUCUCCCCUGCUGCCGCCACUUACUGUGCGGUGCCGCGUCCAGUAACGUCUCCCAUCGUGAUCAACGGUUUAAAUGCUUUACCUAUUCAACCGGGUGCUACACGGGGCAGAACCAUCGCGAUCCGCUUGGACAGCUCUAGAUCAGGAGGUCAGCAGCAGGGGUUGACUCAGAAUCAGGCCGGUGCGGGCAACUCACCCCCGACCCCCUCCCCGCAGGUCCUGCUGGUAAACCGCCAAGGUCAGAUUCUGAUCAAAGACCCAAGAUCCAACACUUACCAGUCGCUCAAUACAAACUCACCUGCCUACAACAAAAUCAGCCAGAUUGCUAAGAUUCUCCACAGCGGCACCGCUCUGCAUCACUCCGUCCCUCGGGUCAUAAUAAAGCCUCGCUCCAGUCCCUCCGCCGCAAACGUCUCCUCUGCUGUUAACCACACAACAACGGAGAAAAAAAUCAUUGUCAGAGUGGUGCCUGUGAAGAGCAGCGCCGCUCCCACAGCUCCCACAACUCCCACAGCUCCCACAGCUGCUGUCGGCGCGCAAACUGGACCCGAAGCCAAUUUCUCAGUCGCUGACGAAACCACAGCCCAGGCUAUCAUCGAGAGAGCGAUGGCGACUCACCGCGACACAGAAAGGACAGCCCCCAUCAUUCUCAGCAACACUCAGCGGCCAAAAGCCCGACAUCGAAGACCUUCCCAGGUUGCCGAUGCAGAAGACUCGGAUCGGUCAUCAGCUGGGUGUUCGGAGUCGCCUGGCGGUUUAGUGAAUGAACAGACGCGCCACCAGGUCAGAGUCAAGAGAGUGUCAUCAGCGUCUGAGAGGCCGUCCAGGAAGAAGUCCAAGAUAGACUUCCUGAAGGAUCCGUCAAGUGAGCAAGAGGAGCUUAAUGACACCAGGUCGAGCGGUGUGAGAAUGAAGGCUCCGUCGUUGAAAGACGUUCUUGACUUGGACCAGGAGAACCAGCCUGAGCCAGAGCCGCUGAGGAUCACCGCUCCACCUCCUCCUACACCCUCCAGGCGUCCUGAGGUUGUGAGUCCACCUGCAUCAGCACAAGCCAACAGUCACAUUCAGGGUAAAACUCACAUGUGGGUCAGCGCUCGCCACGGAGACCUCUCUGAGUGGGGCCCUUAUUCAGGUUUCAGCUCCGAAGAAGACACACCGGCACACAAAUACAGGAAGAGGACGUACAUGAACCAGCCGCACCUGCGCUUUGAAAUCACCAGCGAUGACGGAUUUAGCGUCAAAGCCAACAGCAUAGAGGUCGCCUGGCGCGCCGUGAUUGACGGCGUCCUUGAAGCUCGAGCGGGCUUCCACCUGAAGCAGCUGCCUCUGGGUGGGAUGAGCGGGCCGCGGGUGCUCGGUGUCGUCCACGAUGCCGUCAUCUUCCUGCUGGAGCAGCUGCAGGGUGCCGCCAACUGCAAACACCACCGCUUCCGCUUCCACCGCUGCGAUGACAUUGAGGAAGAGCUUCCCCUCAACCCGAGCGGCUGCGCUCGAGCUGAAGUCUACACGAGGAAAGCAACUUUUGAUAUGUUCAACUUCCUGGCAUCGCAGCACAGAGAGCUCCCAGACAUCGUCGGCCCCUUUGAUGAGGAGGAGGAUGAAUUCCCUCUGAAAUCUUCAAGGCGAGCCACCAGCAGCGAGCUUCCCAUGGCGAUGAGAUUCAGACACCUGGAGAAAAUCUCCAAGGAAGCAGUCGGAGUUUACAGAUCUUUGAUUCAUGGCCGUGGACUUUUCUGCAAGAGGAACAUCGAGGCUGGAGAGAUGGUGAUCGAGUACGCCGGCACAGUCAUCCGCUCUGUCCUGACCGACAAGAGGGAGAAAUACUAUGACAGCAAGGGCAUCGGCUGCUACAUGUUCCGCAUCGACGACUUCGACGUGGUGGACGCCACCAUGCAGGGCAACGCCGCCCGCUUCAUCAACCAUUCGUGCGAGCCCAACUGCUACUCCCGCGUCAUCAACGUGGACGGCCGCAAGCACAUCGUCAUCUUUGCCCUGAGGAAGAUCUACCGCGGCGAGGAGCUCACUUACGACUACAAGUUCCCCAUUGAGGACGAGAGCAGCAAGCUGCACUGCAACUGCGGGGCGAGGCGCUGCCGUCGCUUCCUCAAUUAGCAUCAUCAUCAUCAGCGCGCACACAUCAGAACCACAUGAGCCAUCAUGUUUGAUGCAUUUCAGGUGGAGGAAGAAAGUGACGUAAGAAGGAGGUACACGCAGAAGGUUGGAAGUUUCAGUUUACAGAUGAGUCGAGGUUCGGUUCUGCCCACAGGAACCAGAUAAGAGCCAUAUGUCACAGCUCGGGAUGAAGUCCAGUUCUGCUUUUUCACCGUCUCAUACCAUCCUUCAGUUUAACAGCGUUGACGGCUGCCGCCAGCGGUGCAAACUAAAACCACCCGAUCGCAGUUGUUACUGUGCAGUGUCUUUGUAAAUACAAGGUCACAGAGGAGGAGGAUUUAUUCAGCACCUUACUUUGACACAACCUCCUCCGGCAGGACACCAUUUACUUUUUCUUUUUAUUUCAGAACAAACAGAUUAGAAGCACCUCGGCUACGAUUUAACGUCAUCACAACUCUCGCGAGCAGGGACUCCCGAUACUUUAGGUGACGAUUUAUCCCAACAGGUAGUUUUAUUACCCCAAACUUCUUUUCUUUUUCUGUCCCUCUUUCUCCAAUCAGAUCCGGUUUUUAUUUGUGACGGCAGAGAUCUAAAUGCUUUUAUUACGGUCUUUGCAAUUUUGUGCUGUUUGUGUGUUUUAAGGCCUACGAGGGAGCGUUUCCUCCGUGAACAUAGUGAUCCUUCUCUGCACAAUCCCUCAUCGAUCUUUUUGUAUAUUUGAACAAAACAUGUAUAUUCAACAAACCGAUGGAAAUAAAUGUGUUUUGAGCUUUUAACUUUCUAUUCGUAGGCCGAAUAACGGAAUCCAGCCUGUUGCCAAGUAAUGAUCCUGAUGUUCGUCUGCUGUUUGUUUGUUUUUUUUUGCACCCUCAUGUUCUUGUCUCUCACAGGUGUACUACCUCAAAGGCGUGAUAAAGCAAGAUUAGAUUUAAAUCCAUGUUUGGUGAAAAACUGCUUCCUCUUUUUGUCAUUGUUCUGUUUCAUUACGUCGAACAUCAGCGCUAUAAACAGUGACUAUUAUUGGAAUAGGUGGCCACCUUUCUUUCUGUUUGUUCUUCUGUUUCUGUGCUCAGUGUGCGACCAGCCCAGCUACCGGAUGUACGCUUCAGUCGCUGGACUUGUUCUGUUUUGUAGGACUAAUAAUUGACAAGUCUUUGUUACCUUCUGGACUCGCUAUGGAUCCUGUACAUAGUUGUAUAAAGAAUUUCUAAACCUGUUAAAUAUUUUUUUACCUACAACUUUUUGUUUUUAUUUAUGUUCAAUAAAAAUUUGGUCAAAAUAUG
Messenger RNA from Stegastes partitus (bicolor damselfish), 10857 nucleotides. It is a transcript of the gene kmt2ba, whose product is annotated as lysine (K)-specific methyltransferase 2Ba. Gene Ontology annotation, molecular function: histone H3K4 methyltransferase activity; DNA binding; protein binding. Gene Ontology annotation, cellular component: histone methyltransferase complex; nucleus. Bases 101 to 9574 code for a protein of 3157 amino acids. The transcript is spliced from 36 exons. The record is from RefSeq and is a predicted model, not a curated record. NCBI's taxonomy places the organism in Eukaryota, Metazoa, Chordata, Actinopteri, Pomacentridae. Gene Ontology annotation, biological process: positive regulation of DNA-templated transcription.